Caenorhabditis elegans is the source of this 653-nucleotide messenger RNA. RefSeq names its product N-terminal methionine N(alpha)-acetyltransferase NatE (gene F54E7.9). NCBI's taxonomy places the organism in Eukaryota, Metazoa, Nematoda, Chromadorea, Rhabditida, Rhabditidae. Gene Ontology annotation, molecular function: transferase activity; acyltransferase activity, transferring groups other than amino-acyl groups; protein N-terminal-methionine acetyltransferase activity. The record is from RefSeq and is marked reviewed. Bases 3 to 506 code for a protein of 167 amino acids. The transcript is spliced from 2 exons.
CAAUGGAAGAAGAGGAAUGUUUAUCACAUUCAUCACCAUCAACCGAUAAUUCUCUUGAACUUCGACUGCAACGAGUGACUGCGGAAAACAUAAAAACAGUUCGAAUCCUCGUUUCAAGCAUAUUUCCGGUGUCGUACAGCGACAAAUUUUAUCAAGAAUGUAUGAAUAACGAAUUAACAGGAGUUGUAAUACGAAACGGCGAGGCAAUCGCCAUAGUUGCUGUAAAGCCCGAGAAUUUCGAAACAGGACGCGUACUUUAUAUAAGAAGCUUUGGAGUUCAUCCCCGUCACCGCGAAGCUGGUCUCGGCUCAUUUCUGAUGGAUUUCGUCGACGAAAAGGGAAAAUUAUUGAAAUUGCCUCACGCGAUGCUCCAUGUGCAGACUUCCAACAAAACUGCGAUCGAAUUCUACAAGAACCGCGGCUUCAACGUGGAUUGUCUCGUUCCACAAUACUAUCAACGAUGCAGUCCUCCUGAUGCGUUUAUCAUGCGAAAGCCAUUCCAUUAAUUUACAUAAAAAAGAUAAAGUUGAAACAUAAAUUCACCAGAUUCAUUCGAUUGAUUUUGUUUUUAAAUCUUGAAUCUAAAAGCUCACAACAACAUUCGUUAUAAAACAAGAAGUAUGUUAAACAGAAUAAAAAUGGAUUUGAUUUGA